AUGGAGAAAACACUGCAAGAAUUGUACCAUGAAAAUGCUUAUAUGUUGCAUUUCCCAGAUAUGAAAGUGUCAGACUUUAUACUAGAUGGUGAAUGGAUUGUGCCAACUGAGCUCAUGGAAAUGAUUAAUAUAAAUGAUUUACCAGUAGUGAGUAAAGGUGGAGACAAGAGAAUAUGGACCGGAACUAUCACAGGUCAAUUUACAGUAGCUUCAGCAGUGGAAGUCAUGAGACAAAAAUUUCCUCCUCUUCAUUGGACUAAAAAGGUAUGGCACAAGUCUUUUCAUCCUAGUAUCUCUAGUAAUAUUUGGAAACUAGGUAGAAAUAUUUGUGCAACUGAUGAUAAUAUGAAGAAGAGAAAAUUCAAUAUGGUAUCAAGAUGCAUAUUAUGUAGAAAAGGGGAGGAAACAAGAGACCGUAUGCUUUGGUAUUGUAAUUACAGUGAGAUCAUUUGGAGUUGGCUUGGUGACAUUUUUAACUUUAAAAAUCCAAGGCCUUUUGAGGAUAUAUUUCAGCUGGCAAAAAACAAGAGUCCGGCUAUCAAAGAAAUAUGGUUGUUGAGUGCAUUUGUCACUAUGAAGGAACUCUGGUUCUUGAGAAAUGAUUGCACUUAUGGUAAAGGGAAAUGUGAUCUCAAUGCCACUAAGAAGAGAAUAAUGAAAGUCAUAUCUGACAGUGAUAUAAGAAUGAAAGCACAUAUGUGGAAUAGUCAAUAUGAUCUGUAA
Messenger RNA from Papaver somniferum (opium poppy), 723 nucleotides. RefSeq lists its product as uncharacterized. NCBI's taxonomy places the organism in Eukaryota, Viridiplantae, Streptophyta, Magnoliopsida, Ranunculales, Papaveraceae. The transcript has a single exon. Bases 1 to 723 code for a protein of 240 amino acids. The record is from RefSeq and is a predicted model, not a curated record.